Messenger RNA from Diversispora eburnea, 1794 nucleotides. The record is from the annotation of a GenBank genome assembly. Lineage: Eukaryota; Fungi; Glomeromycota; Glomeromycetes; Diversisporales; Diversisporaceae.
AUGUCAGAAAGUAUACAAAGUUCUUCUGCCACUGAACAUACUGAAAGUCCGUCACGAAGGAAGAAAGCCACGAGAGCUUGUUUUCAUUGUCAAAAAGCUCAUUUAACAUGCGAUGACUCUAGACCUUGUCAACGUUGCAUCAAGAGAGAUCUAGCGGCCUCGUGUACGGAUGGAAUUCGUAAAAAAGCAAAAUACUUACAAGAUUCAAAUUAUGAUGGUAUUACAUCACAGACCCCUAAUCAACCAUUAUUUAUACAUAAUGGACAUAAUGGAUUUCCAUCAACGCCUAAUAAUAUUAUAGAUCCUAGUACUUUAUUUGGUUCCAACAAUGGAUUUCCUCUCACGCCAGGAACGACAACGACAGCAAAUGUAAAUUAUGGAUUUGGUUCGGAAGCAGUAAAUUUAGAAUAUUCUAUUUUAAGUAAUAUUGGAAUUGUAAAUGAAAUGGGAAUGAUUGAAAAUAAUUGGCAACAUCAUCCUUCAUUACAACGUACAAGUCCAAUCAUUACAGCAUCUGGAAGUGGUAUAGGAAGUAAUUUGAUAGGAAAAAAAAAGAUGUAUUCAAAUACACCAGAAAAUGUAUAUGCUAAUGUCAAGAAACCAUUUUCAAUGGAAAAAGAUCAUAUAGAACGAAUUGUAAGAGCAUUAGCCACAUUUAGACCUUCAUUCAUUGCACUUAUAAUGAAUUUGACGGAAGAAGAUUUAAUUUUCAUGGAGAAAUGUUUUCAGAGAACAAUUUUAGAAUUCGAAAAAUUGAUAAGUUUCUCGGGAACUCCAACUGUUGUUUGGCGUCGAACUGGAGAAAUUGCAUUGGUGGGUAAAGAAUUCUCGUUAUUAACGCAAUGGACUAAAGAUCAAUUACUCGGGAAAACUACAUAUAUAUAUGAGGUCAUGGAUAAUCAAUCUGCGGUAGAAUAUUGGGAAAAAUUUGCUUGUCACGCUUUUAAUAAUUCAAGACAAUCGGUUAUGACUACAUGCAUUUUGAUUCGACCUUCCGGAAUUCCAGUUCCAUGUGCAUUUUGUUUUACUAUUAAACGCGAUAUAUUUGAUAUUCCAUUGGCUAUUGUGGGAAAUGUGACUCAGGAACCAACCGAAGAACAUAUUCCUGAUUCCGAAGACCCGAGAUGGGUGGACCUUUUCAUAGAGUAUUUCCUGGAUAAUAGUGAUAGUAAAAAUGAUGACUUGUUAUUUUUUGUGAGGAAACAAGAUUCCGAUAAUGAACAUCUUGACCCGGUAUUUGUUAAAAGGAAAUCAGCUCCACGAGUAAUGCCACAAUUAGAUGAUCCGGUAUUAUGGAAAGAGACAUUUUUCCUUAAUUUAAUUGUUCAGUUACCUUGUAAAUUAACUGUCGCAGUUUGUACCCGGACUCAAAUUAAUCCCUCAAAUGGUGAUGUUAGUGUUAGUGUUGGUAGUGAAACGGAACAAAAGACCAGUAUGACAUGUUCUAGUAAGCAUGUAUCUAAAAGAGUUUAUGCACUUCCAACCAAAUCUCGAAUGGAUAUUAAAGAUUCAUCAAUGGAAUGUUCUUAUCCAUUAAUUUAUUAUGUGAUUGAUGAUUAUGAAGAUAUGUUUGAACAUUUGAUUGUAACCAAGGGUGCAGCAUCUUACUCUGCUUUAUUGAACAUUUAUAAACAGAAAUCGGAAAGCAAAAUAAGUAGAAGAUUUAAAAUGGGUCCAGUGAAUCCACCCACAGAAUAUAUUAUGAUGAGAGAUAAAUCUUUUUCAUCAGAUCCGGAAAGUUUAAAAUGUUGUAUGACUUUUGUAAAUAUUCCAUGGACUAGUAUUAUCACGUAA